AGGUGGGGUAGGAUGAACUGAACCCGGUUAAGACUCACUGCUGGAGGUUUGCUGCCCUCCGCAGGCUGCUUCCCGAUGCAUGUGCUCCUUUUUUCGGAGAUAAAGAAGGCACAUCUCUGUGUCGGGAAGAAAACAACAGUGUACUGUAGGAAAGAACGGGACAAAGUUGUGUUAUUACACCACAUAAAUCAUUUGUUUCAGCCACUGCGUAGUGUUUCUCACAUACAGAGAGCUGAUAGUCUUCAGGAUGGACUUACAAUCUGCCGAAAUGCCAAAUAGCACUUGGCUCAGCACACGGGGCGACACUGAAUCUUUCCGGAGGAAACGAGGAUUUAUGGCUGCAUUUACAUUUUUCAGAACAUUUAUAAUAUCACCUACAACCGCAAUCGAUUAUUUUAUCGCACAAGGAUUGCGCGGUAUUAUUUGGUGUAAUGGUUAACGGAUAUAAUGGCAGAUAGACCGGCAUGGCACCUCAAACAAACCCGCUCAGAAGAGCACAGGCAGAGUGACAAGGACGGGGAGAGGGAGAAAGAAAGGGGAGGGGAGCUGACAUUAAAGCAACACAACAAGGAAACUACACUGCAGAGCCACAGACGCCUUCAUUUUAUGUUUUUGAAUAAUAGCCGGAGCUGGUGUGGCGAAGUGCAGGCCUAUCUGUGAAAUCUGCCCGGAGCUCAACCCCACACUGUGCCCUGUAAAGGAGCAGCUUUUUACCGAGUUGGAUUUAAGGGCGCUCUCCGACGCUUUCAGAGAUAUGGGCUCAGAGCCACCCAGCUCUCCACAGGUGGUGGAGGAUGGAGGAGAGGAAGAUGAAGAGGAGCUGAGUGGAGGAGAGGAGGCAGACCUGCGGUCCAGCUCUGGCAGGGGAUCCCUGCUUACCCGGCGGGGCAUCACGCUCAGAGUGCUCCUCAAAGACGGCUUGGUGGAGCCAGGAGACGGUGUGCUCGCGAUCCACUACCUGGGCAAGAACUUUAUAGGAGAUCUGCUGAAUGAUGGGAAAAUCAGAUGGGUGGAGACGGGCCAGAUCUUCAACUCUCCCAGUGCCUGGGCAACACACUGCAAGCGUCUGGUCAACCCAGCCAAGAAGUCUGGCUGCGGCUGGGCAUCUGUACGCUACCGGGGACAGAAGCUGGUCCAGUAUAAAACCACCUGGCUGCAAAAGUACCAACCCAGUGCAGACAUGAGCCUGGUGAGUGAGGAGGAUGAUGAUGAGGAUGAAGAGGAAGGAAAAACAGCUGUUCAGACAGAUGAGAAACUCAAGAACAACAAACCUGGGUUACAUGAUGUAAUAGUUUCACGGAGAGCAGACAGAGAGAGAAUUCCUGUCAGAUAUUGCACCUUGGGCACCAGAGAUGCUAACAGAGAUCCACACACACUGGUAGAGCUGUCAGCCUUCUCAGCCAUCAACAGAUUCCAGCCUUUCAAUGUAGCUGUGUCCAGUAACGUACUGCUGCUAAUGGACUUCCACUGUCACCUGACCUCCAGUGAGGUGGUGGGAUACCUCGGAGGACGAUGGGAUACCAAUACCCAACUGCUGACAGUCUUAAGGGCUUUCCCGUGUCGGACCAGGCUGGCAGACAAAGACUCUGCUUCUGCUGUGGAGGAGGAGAUCUGUCAGAACCUGUUCAUGCGCGGCCUGUCGUUGGUGGGUUGGUACCACAGUCACCCGCGAGGUCCUGCUCUGCCAUCGCUGCAAGACAUCGACUCCCAGAUGGACCAUCAGCUGAGGCUGCAGGGUUCAAACAACGGCUUCCAGCCCUGUCUGGGUAUCAUCUGUGGUCCGUAUUAUCAUGGCAACCAAGGCGUGGCAUCCACAAUAACUCCAUUUUGGGUCGUUCCACCGCCUGAGGUGAGGACAUGGACAAAACAACGGCCUAAUGACUACGGUAUCCCAGUGGCUGUAGAGGUCACCUAUGUGCAGGACAACUUUCUCACCAGUGAUGUUCUUAAUGAGAUGAUGCUGCUGGUUGAUUAUUACAGGGCGGCUCCGGACCUCGUACAGUUCAACCAAUAUUGGUGUCCUGACACGACGAUGAUGGACAAGAUCAAGGGCUCUCUGAGUUGCCACGCUCCCAAAGACCAGGCCUACUCUCAGAUCUUAGAGCACGUCUACAGUCAGUUGAGCAGCAUGCACUGAGUGGAUCUGCUGUGCAGGUGGUCACUCUCCAUCUUGAGUCUUUCCAUUCUAGACAGAGCUGACAGGACCGGAGUGACGGGGGUACAAUUUAAAAUCCUGCUUGAAAAACAUCCAUGAGAAAAACAUAGAUGCCUUGAAUUAUAUCUCAUGUUUGAGUGGUGCUUCAUUUUGAAACAGAAUUACGGUGAGCUUAAAGAACACUUAAGUGACUCUGAAAUCUAUGAUACUAGUAGCUUGUAUUUAACAGUGAUGAAAACCUCAAAAUGUACAACUGAUACACAAAAGCAGCUAGAUCGGAGAACACGAGACUAAUGAGUGUUACAAAUCAGUUUUUCACACAUGGACACUAAAUGGAAGCAUUUCAUGGGCCAGAAAUCAGCCUCUUACCUUUUUACACAUGGACCUAUGUGCCUAUCUGUGCCAGUAUCUCGUGGUUAUGAGCAGAUAUUGCCAGAUAUGUGCAAUGUAGAUGUUUAACGUGUCGUAAUUGCCUUGAUAGACUAAACCAAUGGAGCAGUAGUCGGGAAGAAAGUGAAAAAUGAAUAGUGCAUUAGCAAAGUAUGCAGACAUGUCUUGGUUUUACCUUAUCUAUACUCUGCAAUAGGUUUUGUAUAUGUUUGUGUUCCUCAAGACAAAUUGGAUGGUCGCAGUGUGGUGCAAGUAAUUCCACUGUGCCAAGCAAUUUUUGUUUUUAUGAACCUGAGUGUGUAUGUGUGGUGUGAAUGUGUAAGACAUAAGUCCUAUUAGUUAGGACAAAUAUUUGCUUCCUCUUGACCUGUACUGUAUUUAUUACUGACUGUGGAUUGUGUGAUGUACAUGUAUGAUGACAGAGCAAUGCCUUAAGCCUGCUGAUGAUCCAUAAAGCAUUAAAAUAAACACACUGGAACCACUGACGACUUUGA
Molecule: messenger RNA, 3039 nt
Organism: Scatophagus argus
Lineage: Eukaryota; Metazoa; Chordata; Actinopteri; Scatophagidae
Gene: mpnd
Product: MPN domain containing
Exons: 13
Coding region: 755-2137 (460 amino acids)
Biological process (GO): double-strand break repair
Cellular component (GO): BRISC complex; BRCA1-A complex
Molecular function (GO): polyubiquitin modification-dependent protein binding; metallopeptidase activity
Source: RefSeq, a predicted model, not a curated record